Messenger RNA from Pochonia chlamydosporia 170, 927 nucleotides. Its product is annotated as 3-ketoacyl-CoA reductase. Gene Ontology annotation, molecular function: oxidoreductase activity. The transcript has 2 exons. Lineage: Eukaryota; Fungi; Ascomycota; Sordariomycetes; Hypocreales; Clavicipitaceae. Gene Ontology annotation, cellular component: endoplasmic reticulum. The record is from RefSeq and is a predicted model, not a curated record. The coding region runs from base 1 to 927 and encodes 308 amino acids.
AUGGGGAACUUAUUUCUAUAUGUUUUGGCAGCCAUUGGCGCCGGAACAAUUGCAAUCGCCACCAACGCAGCCGUCAAAUUCAUUUCCCUUCAUUUUCUCCCACCAUCUCAGCCGUUGCAAAAGUACAAACGUACGGGCAAUCAACCUACCUACGCACUCAUCACGGGGGCCAGCGCCGGCAUCGGCUUCGGUAUUGCGAAGGAACUCGUGAAAAAUGGAUUCGGGGUUAUAUUACUAGGCCAUUUGCCAGACGAACUGAAUGCCGCGAAAGCAACCCUAGAGGCCGCUACGCCAGGUGCGCGUGUCCGUAUCAUCGUCAUGAAUGCCAUCACCGCCACACCGACCGAAAUAGAAAGCAUGGUGGAUUCACUCAAGGACAUCAACGUGUCGAUAUUGGUGAACAAUGUGGGAGGAAGUCCUGUUGCCCGGCCGCCAUUCAGACAAUUGGGUACUUAUUCUGCUGCUGAUGUUGAUGCUGUCAUCAACCAGAAUGCGCGAUUCAUGGCGCGUCUUACAGCGGCUAUGCUACCUCUUUUAUACAAGGCGUCUCACCGGUCGCUCAUACUCAACAUGUCGAGUCAGGGUAUGGCUGGCGUGCCCUACAUCGUCAUCCCGGAGCUUGAGGAUACCCCGGACACGAACCACGUGGACUGUUUGGCCAUCAUUCCCGGUGAUGUACUUUCUCAGGGAAACUCUAAAGGUGUGACGGAAGCGGCUCCAAAGGCGGAUCAUUUUGGGAAGCGGAUUGUCUACUGUGUUGAUGCGGCAUUAAAGCAGAAGUUGAGGGCGGUUUGCCCGUACUGGCGGCAUGAUUUAGAGUGGAGGUUAAUGAGCUGGGUUCCCGAAGAUGUGUUGAGAAGUGAGGUGGUCAAGGUUAUAGGCAUGAAGAGGGAUGCAUGGAAUGCAUAUUACGAGAAGACAGAGUGA